Messenger RNA from Balaenoptera musculus (blue whale), 3369 nucleotides. It is a transcript of the gene WNT5A, whose product is annotated as Wnt family member 5A. Gene Ontology annotation, biological process: canonical Wnt signaling pathway; cell fate commitment; multicellular organism development. The transcript is spliced from 5 exons. Gene Ontology annotation, molecular function: cytokine activity; frizzled binding. Gene Ontology annotation, cellular component: extracellular region. NCBI's taxonomy places the organism in Eukaryota, Metazoa, Chordata, Mammalia, Artiodactyla, Balaenopteridae. The coding region runs from base 1191 to 2333 and encodes 380 amino acids. The record is from RefSeq and is a predicted model, not a curated record.
CCGCCGUGCCCCGACCGCCCGCCGCCCGCCUGCUCACUCUCCCGCCCCUCCGGCCCCGGCGCCAAACGAGGAGGUGGGGAGCCACGCCGGCCAUGGACCGCCGGAGCUGAACAGCCGCCGCGGAGUCCCUCGCCCUCGCCCCUCUCUAGCCCCACGGCCGCGGUGCCCGCGCGCCUCUUCGCCCUGGAAAGGCGGGGAAAAGAGGGGGAUUAACCAGAAGAGGGAAAGAAGGGGGUUGGGAGGGGGGAGCCAGUGUCUCCCCUGGGGCAGUCGCUCAUCGUCCCCGAACCCACUGGAGGCAGAACUUUAGGGGACAACUUUUACCCAGUUUGCUCCCCCUUUUUGCCAAACCCUAAAAUGAAAGGACAAAAGUUGGCGCUGACUCUUGCAGCUCGGAUGGCGAUUUGUGCGUUUUCAGCGGCAUCUCCCGGAGAAAAACCCAUGCGCGCCUGAUUGUUCUGUGGCCCCCAAGCUGCGGUGCGUGUGGGUGUGUGUGUGUUUGGGUGUGUGUCUGUGUGUGUACACAGACGUCCACACACUCACUCGCGGCCGCAGGAUCAGCGCCUGGAAGCAGACGUUUCGGCCACAGACUUGGAGAGGAGGAGCUGGAGAUCAGGAGGCGUGAGCCGCCGGGAGUCUGCAGAAUCCGUGGUGUGAAUGAACUGGGGGCACCUGGGCGCACGGAUCGCCUCCCCCACCCCCCGCCCCGGGCCAGAGUUGAGUUGUGGGGCAUUUUUUUCACCCUCUUGUGAAGAAUUUUUUUUUUAUUUGUUGUAAAGUCUUUUGCACAAUCACGCCCACAUUUGGGGUUGGAAAGCCCUAAUUACCGCCGUCGCUGAUGGACGUUGGAGAGGGAGCGCCUCGCCGCGGAACAGUCGCCUGCGCGCCCUCGCCGGACCCGCGGCUCCCUUGUUGCGCGCCGGCCGGGCCCUGUUCCUGCUGCCGGCAGGCGGACUUCGGCGCCCCUCGGUUCACGGACGCAUCCCAGCGCUGCUCCGGCUCGGGCACCCAGACUCGGACGCCAGUGACCGCUUGGGCUCCAAUUCCCUGAGCCUGCCCGACGCGUCCUGGAGGAGCACGCAGCUCUGCGCCGGAUCGUCCCUCCAGGCUUAACCCGGCCGCUCCGCUCAGAUUCUUCGGCUGCCCUCGCUCUUGCGGUGACUUCCUCCCCGCGCCCCCUCCCCCUAGCAAUGAAGAAGUCGAUUGGAAUAUUAAGCCCAGGAGUUGCUUUGGGGACGGCUGGAAGGGCAAUGUCUUCCAAGUUCUUCCUAAUGGCUUUGGCCAUAUUUAUCUCCUUCGCCCAGGUCGUAAUAGAAGGCAAUUCUUGGUGGUCGCUAGGUAUGAAUAACCCUGUUCAGAUGUCAGAAGUAUAUAUCAUAGGAGCACAGCCUCUGUGCAGCCAACUGGCAGGACUUUCUCAAGGACAGAAGAAACUAUGCCACUUGUAUCAGGACCACAUGCAGUACAUCGGAGAGGGCGCGAAGACAGGCAUCAAAGAAUGCCAGUAUCAGUUCCGACACCGGAGGUGGAACUGCAGCACCGUGGAUAACACCUCAGUCUUCGGCAGGGUCAUGCAGAUAGGCAGCCGCGAGACGGCCUUCACGUACGCGGUGAGCGCCGCGGGGGUGGUCAACGCCAUGAGCCGCGCCUGCCGCGAGGGCGAGCUGUCCACCUGCGGCUGCAGCCGCGCCGCGCGCCCCAAGGACCUGCCACGGGACUGGCUGUGGGGCGGCUGCGGCGACAACAUCGACUACGGCUACCGCUUCGCCAAGGAGUUCGUGGACGCGCGCGAGCGGGAGCGCAUCCACGCCAAGGGCUCGUACGAGAGCGCGCGCAUCCUCAUGAACCUGCACAACAACGAGGCCGGCCGCAGGACGGUGUACAACCUGGCGGACGUGGCCUGCAAGUGCCACGGGGUGUCAGGCUCGUGCAGCCUCAAGACGUGCUGGCUGCAGUUGGCCGAUUUCCGCAAGGUGGGCGACGCCCUGAAGGAGAAGUACGACAGCGCAGCGGCCAUGAGGCUCAACAGCCGGGGCAAGCUGGUGCAGGUCAACAGCCGCUUCAACUCGCCCACCACGCAGGACCUGGUCUACAUCGACCCCAGCCCCGACUACUGCGUGCGCAACGAGAGCACCGGCUCGCUGGGCACACAGGGCCGCCUGUGCAACAAGACGUCCGAGGGCAUGGACGGCUGCGAGCUCAUGUGCUGCGGCCGCGGCUACGACCAGUUUAAGACGGUGCAGACCGAGCGCUGCCACUGCAAGUUCCACUGGUGCUGCUACGUCAAGUGCAAGAAGUGCACGGAGAUCGUGGACCAGUUCGUGUGCAAGUAGUGGGCAUUCCGCCUGCCCGCCUGUCACCCAGCCCCACUCCCAGGACCCACUUAUUUAUAGAAAGUACAGUGAUUCUGUUGUUGUUGUUGUCUUUAAUACUGUUUUAUUUUUUGUCCCCAAGAAUUGCAACCGGAACCAUUUUUUUUUCUGUUCCCAUCUGAGAACUCUGUGGUUUAUUAUUAAUAUUAUAACUAUUAUUUGGCAAAAAGGGGGGGGGGUGGGAACCAAGAAAAUAUUUAUUUUGUGGAUCAUUGAAAAGGUAAGACAAGACUUCUUUUGCUGGUAUAUAGGAUGAGGGGGGAAUAACGCACACCUUAAGUUAGAUGUGUGCACAUCUGGAAGGUCAAGGAAACACUGUUUUCUUUGUCUCAACUAUGGGGUCAUAUGGGACAGGUAGCAUCCAGCUGCAAGAGGGUGGUACAGAUCUAUGCAUGGUUUAGCUCCUGUGACUAAAAGGAAUUCAGUGCUCUGGUGAAAGUUGAAAGGUCUUGAGAAAAAAAAAACAAAACAAUGAGACGCCCCCACCCCCCACCCCUUUCCCAGGGGCUGCCAGCCUGAAACAUUUCCAAAAUGGUAUUUAAAGUCUAAGAGCAAAAAUCUCAUAUCCCUUAAAGAGAAAAGGUUUAUCACGUGUUGCACUGUUCUCAAACAUUCCAUCUACAGAUGGUCCAUUCUACUAGCUACUGAAACUUGGGGAGCAGGGAGGGAAGCCCCAGAAAUUAAAAAAAAGAGAAAACUUAAAAACUCCUUAUAUUAAGUCAGUGAUUUGAUGCUGUUGUGGGAAUUAGGUUAUCCACUUGGAAAAGGAUCCCCGAGUGAUUCUGGGUACUAGACUUUUUGUUUGGAGAAGGGCAAGGGAGGUUGGCUUGACUGUAAAGGAAAAUAUACUGUAAUUUUCUUAGGGAUACUUGGUUAAUAAAUGAUAACAAUGAAAAUAAUAAAUGAAUUCCAUUCACAGAUCCUCAGCCUGAGCUACAAGGUAAUUGCGUGCAGUUCAGCACUGCACCAGAGCAGAAAACUUACUUGAGGGGAAAAA